This is a messenger RNA of Zingiber officinale, 1036 nucleotides long. Its product is annotated as zinc-finger homeodomain protein 6-like. The coding region runs from base 35 to 910 and encodes 291 amino acids. Gene Ontology annotation, molecular function: DNA-binding transcription factor activity; transcription cis-regulatory region binding. Gene Ontology annotation, biological process: regulation of developmental process; regulation of DNA-templated transcription. Lineage: Eukaryota; Viridiplantae; Streptophyta; Magnoliopsida; Zingiberales; Zingiberaceae. The record is from RefSeq and is a predicted model, not a curated record. Gene Ontology annotation, cellular component: nucleus. The transcript has a single exon.
UUUUUAAAAAAAAUUACCUAAGGAGUUUGGUUUUAUGGAAUUUAGGAAGCAGGAGUUGUUGGAGGAGGUCUACAACCCUGCUCCUCUGCAGCAGUCUGCCUUCGCCAGGCCUCUGGCGUCGCCUUCUUCUUCCUCUUCUUCGUUCCUCUUUGCCAGAGCAGGCGAGGCCAUGGGAUCUUCCCUGGUUCAGAAGCCCACCCCCAUCUCCGCCGCGCCGGCCGCCGAGGCAAUGAGGCCGGAAACGGAGCCCCGAUACCGGGAGUGCCUGCGGAACCACGCGGCCAGCGUCGGCGGCCAUGUGCUCGACGGGUGCUGCGAGUUCAUGCCGAGCGCCGGCGAGGCGCUCAAGUGCGCCGCCUGCGGCUGCCACCGGAGCUUCCACCGGAAGGAUCACGGCGAGAUGUGCGAGCUCCGGAACGGCGUCGCGCCGCCGCUCUUGCUUCCGCCGCCGCCGCUGCCUCCGGCGGCGACGCCCUACGGGCACCUGAGGCCGUUCGGAGCCUCCGGCGUGAUGGUGCGGGUCGGCAACAGCGGGAGCGCGGCCGCGGGGACGGAGUCGUCGAGCGAGGAGCUGGCGGCGCAGCGACCGUUCGUGGUUUCCAGGAAGAGGUUCCGGACUAAGUUUACCGCAGAGCAGAAGGAGAAGAUGCUGGCUUUCGCGGAGAAGGUAGGGUGGCGGAUGCAGCGGCAAGACGAGGGGACACUGGAGCACUUCUGCGGCGAGGUCGGGGUGAGCCGGCACGUGUUCAAGGUGUGGAUGCACAAUAACAAGAGCUCGUUGAAGAAGCCAAACCACGAGCAGCAGCAGCAGCAGCAGGAGCAGCAACAGCUGCUGGAAGACGACGAAGAGGAAGACGAACAGCAGCACCACCAGGUCCACCACCACCGCCACGAAAUGCCAGCCAAUUGAGGAUUCUACUUUUGUUUUUUUUUUCAAUUACUUUUAAUUUACUCGUGUUGUAGCGGUAAUUUCUUAGCUCUGGUACUACGCGUAGCUUGAUGACACAAUGCUGAGGCUUAACGUUCUUUAUUCACA